UGUAUGAUCCGAGAUUUUAAAGUUCUCUCUUGUGAUUUUGAUCAGUCUUCAACAUUAUAUUUUGUUUAAGAUAUAUUACAAAAUUUUGUUUCCAACACGAUUUUUGUAUUUUUAUUACGAUCCAAUUUUCUAAUUGUUCGAAUGUAUACGAUUUUGAUCAAAUAUUAUCGUUUGAUUUUAAUAUCGUUCAACACAUUCAAAAUCGUUCGAAACACUAGUGUGAACAGACUCGUUUUAACGCGGAUACAUUUUCUCUUUUUCCCUUUACGUACACGUUGAUUGAAAGGUCUCCAUGAUUCUUGUGUGCUCAUUGUGCAAUACUAUUGUACAUACCAUUACAAUCGUUUUUGCUAAUCUUCGUAAAAUUGUCAAGUGGUCGGAAUCUUCAAGUGUAAGAAGUACGAUUUUUUGAAAGAUUCGACAAGAAAUAACUUAACCAUAGUUGGAAUAUAAUUAUUCACACGUGUGAAAUCGUGUGAAGAUUAUGGCUACGUGGGAUGGUUCGUAUUCUGAGCCGGACGAUCAACAUUAUUAUUUAUACUCCGAUCAAAAUGUUGCCGCUUCUACAACUGGAAGCUGGACGUUUUUUCCUAACAAUGUGAGUAACGAUUAUACACGAGAAAAUCGUGAAUUUUAUGUACAAAAUGAUUCUGUGUUCCAUCAAAAUUGUCCAACAACUUUGUAUCAUACAAAUACAAAUGUGAUGUCCAACAUUGUGUCGAGUGGUAAUAGUUAUCAGGAAGAUUUAAGAAAUACCAUCGAUAACACGCAGACACCAACUAAUGUACAACAUUUACCAAAAAAUGUUACGCCACAAAAUUACUUUGUACCCACCGCUGAUUAUUGGAGAAACGAUUAUGAUGCGAAUGUACCUAAGAUUAAACAGAGUUACGCAGAAGAUAUGAAACAAGUUGCAACUACCGUGACAAGAGACUCAAACUUACAUGCCACAGCUCGAGAGUUUGUGCCAAAUCUAAAUGCCAAAUCUGCCAAUAAAAAAUUUGAAUCCCAAAAUAUGGGAGUUCCUUGUUCUAUCAACCGUAUCGAUUCUUAUACCAAAGAUACGAAGCUUACGGAAGAAGAAAUAAUGAUUAACAAACAUUCUGUUGACGAUGCAAAUAAAUAUGAGCAGAAACAAUAUGAAAACAAAAGGAAUUACAAGAUCAAAGAAGGACAACAAGAUCAAUCUUAUAAAAGAAAUAGAUAUACCAACUCUUAUCAUCAGAGAGGCAGAAGUUCUUACAAGUUUCAAGGUAAUAAAUAUUAUACUAAUAAGCAUUACUCUGACAAAUUGCAAACGAACAUACAAGAUACACCAAAUUUAGACAAGGAAGAACCAUGUUCCAGUAUAGAUACGAAUCUGCAUAAAAAUAAAAAAUUACCAAUUGAAAACAGAAAUAAAAGGAACGCUACUACCAAAGACAAUAAUGCGCAGUCGAAUGGCAUUAAACAAUCUAAUAAUGAGGACAAAGAAUUUAUGUACGCUAAUAUAGGAUCGAAACAAUUGAACGCGUACCAUAAGAACAUAAGGAAAUAUCCAUAUAAUGCUAGACAUAGUAGGGAGGAAUACGGUUAUAGAGAAAGAAGACAUAAUUAUCAAGGGCAGAACGAAACUUGGCAAGUUUGUAGUUCAGAAGAUAAGCAUCUGGAUAGGAACGGACAAAUAUGCAUUUACAAAGAUCCUAACGACACUAAUCAAGAUAUUAGCGAGGAAACUAAUAAAAUUGGAAUAAAGGAAACAAAAGAAAAAGGAUAUAGUUAUCAAGGACGUAAUGGAUUGAAAGAACACAGAAAAGGUGAUAAAACUGAGACAUUCAAAGAAAGGGAUAGAAAUAAAAAUAAUAUAUUUGAUAAUAAAGAAAAGGGAAAUGAAAAUUGGAGAAAUAAAGCAGAAAUUACUGAAAAGGGCUGUUUUCAAAAACGAAUACAAAAUAGAAGACCUCUACUUGACGAUGAUGCGAGUCAAAAAGAAAGAUUGACCGAUCAAUUGAACAGAGGACAAUUAGAAUGUUUAGUGUGUUGCGAGUGUAUUAGGCAGAACGAUUAUAUUUGGUCGUGUUCUAAUUGCUAUCAUGUUUUACAUCUGAAAUGUGUCAAAAAGUGGGCAAAAUCUUCGCAAGCGGAGAAUGGUUGGAGAUGUCCAGCAUGUCAAAACGUAAGUAUAACAAUACCUGACGAGUAUUUCUGCUUCUGUGGUAAGACAAGAGCCCCGGAAUGGAAUCGUAGAGAUAUUGCACAUUCUUGCGGAGAAGUUUGCGGUAGGACAUUAUCAAAAAAUACUUGUCCUCACAAAUGUACCCUUCUCUGUCAUCCUGGAUCUUGUCCACAAUGCAUAGCAAUGGUAACAAGGUACUGUGGCUGUGGUAAAACAUCGCAAACGGUACAAUGUAGCUCGCACAAGUUAUUGUCGUGCGAUGCUACAUGCGAUAAGGAUUUAAGUUGUGGUACGCAUAAAUGCGGAAGAAAGUGCCAUCACGGCGAAUGUCCAAAUUGUGAGAAGACAGUUGAACAAGAAUGUUAUUGUGGUAAAGACAAAAGAACAAUUAUUUGUCAAAGUAAUAUUUCGCUUACAUACUCUUGCGAAAGUGUUUGCGGUAAAUUAUUAGACUGCGGUAAUCACACGUGCACAAAGCUAUGUCAUCCAGAUGCUUGCGAGCCAUGUAGUCUGACCCCGGAGAAAGUGACAACCUGUUGCUGUGGACAAACACUGCUGACAGACAAAAGACAAACUUGUUUAGAUCCAAUUCCGAUUUGCGACAAAGUAUGCUCGAAAAAUCUAAAAUGUGGUCAACCGAACAAUCCUCAUGUAUGCAAAGCAAAAUGUCAUAAAGGAGAUUGUCCUGUUUGUGAUUUAACUACAGACGUUAAAUGUCGUUGCGGAAACAUGGAUAGAGAAGUAGCUUGUAAAGAUUUAAUAUCGAAAGCUGACGAUGCUCGAUGUGAAAAAAGAUGUACAAAAAAAAGAUCUUGUGGCAAGCAUAAAUGCAAUCAGUUGUGCUGCAUAGAAGUAGAACAUGUUUGUCCGUUAAUGUGUUCUAAAACUUUGAGCUGUGGUAAACACAAAUGUGAACAAACUUGUCAUAAAGGAAGGUGUCAACCUUGUUGGCGUAGUAGCUUCGAUGAAUUGUAUUGCGAGUGUGGAGCUGCUGUGAUAUAUCCUCCAGUUCCCUGCGGUACCAGGAGACCUGUUUGCGACAGGCCUUGUUCUCGUCAGCAUUCCUGCGGACACGAAGUGUUUCACAAUUGUCAUAACGAGCCUACAUGUCCUCUGUGCACUGUUCUUACUCAAAGGUGGUGUCACGGCAAACACGAGCUACGUAAAGCUGUACCGUGUUACGUUAAUGAAAUUUCAUGCGGUUUACCAUGUAAUAAGCCUAUUUCUUGCGGUCGACACAAAUGUCUCGCUAUUUGCCAUCCUGGGCCGUGCGAGAAACCUAGACAACAGUGUUCUCAACCGUGUACCAUUCCAAGAGAAAUGUGUGGACACAUUUGUGCCGCUCCAUGCCACGAUGGUAAAUGUCUAGAUACGCCGUGCAAAGAAAUGGUGAAGGUAACAUGCCAAUGCGGACAUAGAACUACUUCUCGUGCUUGUGCAGAUAAUUCGAAAGAAUAUCAAAGAAUAGCGAGUAACAUAUUGGCUAGUAAAAUGGCUGAUAUGCAGCUAGGUCAUUCGGUUGAUUUGGAAGAGGUUUUUGGUCAGGGAGCGAAAAAACAGAAUCAAUUGAAAACAUUAGAAUGUAACGACGAAUGUAGAUUGAUAGAACGAAAUCGUAGAUUAGCAUUAGGUUUGCAAAUAGUAAACCCAGAUUUGAGUGGAAAAUUAAUGCCACGAUACAGUGAUUUUAUGAAACAAUGGGCUAAGAAAGAUCCACUCUUUUGUCAAAUGGUUCAUGAAAAGUUAACCGAAUUGGUUCACUUAGCAAAAACUUCGAAACAGAAAUCCCGUAGCUAUUCGUUUGAUAGUAUGAAUAAAGAUAGACGUCAUUUCAUUCACGAGUCCUGCGAGCAUUUUGGUUGUGAAAGUCAAGCAUAUGAUCAGGAGCCUAAAAGAAAUGUUGUUGCUACUGCUGUAAAAGAUAAGUGUUGGUUACCAAGCUACAGUUUAUUGGAAAUCGUGCAACGAGAAAACGGUCAAAGAAAAGUUCCUGGUCCAAUGUUGAAUACUUCAAGAUCCGAUGGAUCUGUAAAAACGAUAUUAUCACUGCCCACAAAAAAGAACCAAAAAAUGGAGAUGCAGUCGAAUACAAAAAUGCCAGAGCCAGAACCAGAAAUAGAUUACUUUGACUACAAAGGCUAAUAUUGUUAUUGUACAUACAUAUAUCAUGUACAGUGUAAUACGAAUGAUACAGUUAGUAACACGAUCUGGAGAAAUUAGUGUUGCUAGGUAUAAUUAAUUAUUAUCUGUUCUUCGAAAGAAUAUAUCUCGAGCGAUAAUAGCUGCCGAUCCUACUCCUAUUAUUUAAGAUUAGCAACACAGGAGUACAGUUACACAGCCAACUAUUAUGACUUCAGCUAUAUUUUUUCGAAAAACAAACCAUAAUCGUUUCAGUAUAUUCUUAUUUGUAAAGCGUCAACACUUGUAAUACAAUAUACGUGUAAGUUGUUAAAACUAUAUUUGAAAUAUCGAUGUACUGAAAUUGAAAAAAUUAGAUAAUAACGAGAAUAAAAUUAUUAAAAUGUA
This is a messenger RNA of Megalopta genalis, 4681 nucleotides long. It is a transcript of the gene stc, whose product is annotated as nuclear transcription factor, X-box binding stc. Lineage: Eukaryota; Metazoa; Arthropoda; Insecta; Hymenoptera; Halictidae. Gene Ontology annotation, molecular function: DNA-binding transcription factor activity, RNA polymerase II-specific; zinc ion binding; RNA polymerase II transcription regulatory region sequence-specific DNA binding. The record is from RefSeq and is a predicted model, not a curated record. Gene Ontology annotation, biological process: negative regulation of transcription by RNA polymerase II. Gene Ontology annotation, cellular component: nucleus.